UCAAUGGAGAUCCUAAACCAUUCUUUUCACCUCCACUCUUUUUGCCAAAGAAUAUUAUUUUCAAAGCUUGCUACAUAGUUUAUUUAGUUUGGGUUCAAGCCAAAUCACCCAACAACAUCAACAAUGAGACCCUUCUGCCUCGUUCUUCUUGUCUUCACCAUGAUGUUCUUCAUCACACACACAACUCUUGUUCACUGCAGGCCACUCCAAGCGGUCAAGAAUGAAGAAACCAGCCAUGAAGCUGUUGGUCGGGUUGAGUUCAUCGGAAAAUCCUCGUCUGAAGUGGAUAACACUGGCCGGGUUUUGUCUGCGACAGGGGAUGGAGCUUUUACUUCGACAGCAGGACCUAGCCCGAAAGGCCCAGGCCAUUAGUAAUCUUUUCUAUUGUCAUAUAUAUAUGUAAGUUGUAUAUUUUAGCUACAAUAUACAUAGAUCACAAUGAGUUCAGUGUAGAGAAAUUUCUUAAUUCUGUCUUGUGAAAUUAUCUACCUGGAUUUGGAUGCAAAUUUCAAAUUGUAAAUUGUUCAAAGAAAUUUUACAUAUUAGA
Messenger RNA from Rubroshorea leprosula, 547 nucleotides. NCBI's taxonomy places the organism in Eukaryota, Viridiplantae, Streptophyta, Magnoliopsida, Malvales, Dipterocarpaceae. The record is from the annotation of a GenBank genome assembly.